AUUUUAGUGUCUUUUCUUUGCUUUCUUUCUUUCUUCUUACUCUUUGCAUGCCUUCUAUGUGCAGUACUAAUUUAUCCUUUGUUUCGCAUCUUGCCUGAGUACAUACACCAGGGGUUCAGUGAACAAUCUGUUCAGUAUGAUUGAGAUUUAACAGCGCAUUAGGAAUUUAAAAUCAAUUAGGAUAAGGAAGGAGAAUCCUGGAGUUGAAACUAGCUUCAGAUCAGGAAAAAUAGAUGAGAGUAAGUUGUCUCUCUGAAGCUGGGAGGAAAUGGAGGCUCUGUUAGAAGCAGUGCAGCAUCUUGGCCAUGAUGGCAGCGUCCUCACCACCUGUGAAGCUGAAUUGCAAGAACUGAUGAAGCAGAUUGAUAUCAUGAUGGCCCAUAAAAAGGCGGAAUGGGAAGCACAGUUCCAGUCAGUGGAGACAAGGCUAAAGGCUCGAGAACAGGAGCUUGGUGCCAUUCAGCCACUGCUCGACCAGAAACAGACAGAGGUGGACCAGUUGCGACAAUACUUACAAGACAGUGAGAAAACUCAACACGAUAUGGUAGUGCAGUAUGAAUCGCAGCUCAACAUAUUUCAAGAAGAGAUUGAGAAACUGAAGAAAAGCUACGAGAAGUUGCAGAGACGGCAGUUCAAGGAAGCGAGAGAGGACAUGAAGGACAGGAAAGACAGGAAGGAGUGCAUGUCUGAACUCAACAAGCUAAAUAAAAAGGUUGAGAAAUCAAUCAAGGAAAAUGAGGAACUGAACAAAAGACUGCAAGAUCAAGCAUAUAUCAUUCAGAGUAAAGAUCUCCAACAGAAGCGGCUGUGUAAGGAACUGGCCAGAUGCAAUGAAAUGCUGCAGGCCCAAGAGAACAUUAACAGCAGGUCAUCAGAAAGCUUGAAGCAACAGUAUAGCAAUAUUUCCUACAGGCAAUCUGAGCUCCAGGAAGCAGUUCCACUCUAUGGAAGCCCACAAGGUGAGAGGAAUCACAUAGUCGAAGUUACAGUCCUUCAGCAGAGUUUAGAUUCUGCAAAAGAGGAAGUUCUCAAAAAACGUGAGGAGCUGAAACGGAUGGAAGCCGAGCACAGUAAAUGCAAAUCAGAAGUUAAGAAGCUGAGAGACCAAAUGAACCUGGUUGAGCAGCAACAUCACUCUGAGUUGAAGGGAAUGAAACUGGAGAUUUCGCAGCUGACUACCGAGCUGCACCAACGUGAUGUAGCCAUUGCAGUAAUGAGUGCAGCCACCACCGACAUGGAGCAUCAGCUUCGAAGAGAAAUGGAGAAAACUGACAGGAAGGCAAAAGAAAUUAAGCAGAAUUGUUCGGAAUUGGACCUUCAGGAUGGCUACUUUUCAUCUUUGACGCAAUUGGAGCAGGAAAACCAACGGCUCCAGCAAGAACUUGCUGACGUGAGAAACAAACUGGAGAUGUCAGUGAAAGUGGCGCAGGAUAGAUACGAGCUGCUUCUGCUUCAGAUACAUAACAAGCUGACAGAUAUCGGAGAUAUGGAGGACAGGCGAGUGGGAGAGCUCCAGCUUAAACAUAAGGAGGAGUUGCAGGAACUUCAGAACCAACUCGUGGAGAUGACUGCGAAAUCCCAAGAUGUCAAGAGGCCAAAACAGAGUGCGCAUCCACUAUCCAAGUCUGACUCUAGCAACUUAACAGACUGCUCAGGCCAGGCUGGGGAGAGUGACUAUAGUGACGCUCAGCAAAGGGAUUCGCCGUCUGAAUAUCUUCAAGCUAUCACGUCAUACGUCACCUUGCAUGCAGAUAAGAAUGAAGCAGAUUUUUCUGACAGUGCAUCGAUGCAGUCUCUCCGUUCACUUCAUAAUGAUCAACUUCUGCCUCUGAGCCCAGCCAUUGAAUCUCCCAACACAUCGAUAGCAGCCAAGUUUCUUGAAGAGGAGGAUAAAAGGUCACAACGACUCUUAAAACAACUGGACAUGCAUAUUGAUGAGCUCAAAAUAGAAAGUGAAAGAACUGUUGACAAAUUUGUGUGAUCUGCUGACCAAAGGACAGCUUACAUGCUACAUACAAUGGAAAUUGCUUGGUAUGAUAACGGGUAACUUGGAGCUAUUGUGUAGAUUGCUGUGCCUCCUUGAUUGGCCCAUUUGUUUCCUUGCACUAAACCUCCUAUAUUAGAGUUUAAAUUUGCCAUCAUUGUCCAUGUCCUGGUUUCAUAUGGUUGCUUUUUGUUUUCUCUACCCAAAAUUAUACCAGAAAGGUGAGACUAGCUUUCAGGUGCAAGUGUACAUUUGGAGAUGGGCUUCAAACUCCCUCUGCAGUUUCCUAAAUCCAUGCCUAAAUGUAUCCAUUUACAGGGAAUUGUGCAAAACCAAGGGGUUCAUCUUUGAACUGUCAAAGCUGCAAGCCAUAAUUGUGGAAGUAUUUUAUGACCACAGCACUGAGCAUAGGAUGAUGAUAUCUUGUUAUGUAAACCGGAAAAUCCAAACUGCAAGGGAAAUUUGCGAAUGUUUUGUGUCUAAAAUCAUGGUGCAAUUUAUUUGCUACAUUGUUGUGCAUUGAUGAAUGAAGAUGUCCAGGCCCUUCUGCUAGUGUCCUUUGAUGCAAGUAAAGGAAGGAGAUAGUGGUCUGUACUUUAUAUUGCCUUUAGAUCGUUUUAUCUAUUGCCUGUCUCAGGGCUCACUCAGUCAUGUUAAAUAUUUUCACAGAAUCAGUAUUGUACAUCAAAGGUAUUGAUGCAGUUGGAUUUCACUAGAAACUAAUGCAAAUGUGUUUUUAUUUAUUUACAUAAGAUUUAUCAAUAAAUUUAAUAUAGAAUUGAAGAAA
Molecule: messenger RNA, 2771 nt
Organism: Leucoraja erinaceus (little skate)
Lineage: Eukaryota; Metazoa; Chordata; Chondrichthyes; Rajiformes; Rajidae
Gene: cep63
Product: centrosomal protein 63
Exons: 13
Coding region: 269-1981 (570 amino acids)
Biological process (GO): centriole replication; de novo centriole assembly involved in multi-ciliated epithelial cell differentiation
Cellular component (GO): centriole
Source: RefSeq, a predicted model, not a curated record